AAUGUAGGGGUAAGUGUGGGGAAUGAUAAAGUAUGUGUGCUUCUUUAUGCAGAUGAUGUAGUUGUUAUGAGUGAAUCAGCAGAUGAGCUUCAAAGUUUGUUGAAUGCUAUGGAUGGGUAUGGAAAAGACUUUGGAGUAGGGUUUAGCAGUGAGAAAAGCAAGGUAAUGAUUGUGAAUAGAUCAGAGAAUAAAAGUAAUGUGGUAUGGAGGCUUGGAAAGAAUGAGUUGAAACAGGUACAAGAAUACAAGUACUUAAGGAUGUGGAUGAGUCCUAGUGGUUGUGGAAAGGCAAAGAAUGAAAAGAUAAGUAUGGUAAACCGGUGGGUAGGUCGAUUGGGAAGCGCGGCAAGGAUGAGAGCAAGUAAGUAUGAUGUGUUGAGAGAACUGUGGAAGAGUGUGGCUGUGGCAAGUAUAAUCUAUGGUAUGGAUGAGAUUGCAUGGAAUGAAAGUUAAAUUGAUAAGUUAGAAGUGAGCCAGAAUAGAGCAGCAAGGGUGGCACUUGAGUGCACCAAGGUACACAGAAGUUGAAGCCUCGAGAGGUGACAUGGGGAUGGAGCACCUUUAGGGAAAGACUCACAAAAGCUACACUUAGGUACAAGAUUAGGCUUGAGAGAAUGGAUGAUGCAAGAAUAGCAAGGAAGGUGUACCAGUGGAAUGAAAGUGGAAGCAAAUGGAGGAAGAGGUGCAUGAGAAUGACAGACAGGAGUGGAUUACAAGUUGUGUGAGCGAUGAGAAUGGCUGGGAGUAAUCAAAAUGAGCGUGAAUGGGUGGUAACAAGAGGAGGCAGAGUGGGAGCUGAAUGGGAUGUGAGAAAAUGGAAGAAUGAGAUAGACAAAGAAGUGAAAUGUGUGGGACUGAAUGAAUGGAAGAAUGAGAUGGAAAGAAAGAAGACCUUGGAAUGGUACAAGGAGAAAGGGGCCCCGAGGUAUGAAAGGUGGUAUGAUGGAAGCCUAUAUGAUAUGAUUAAUUAUUCUUGAAGGUGCUGGUGGCCUCCAAGCUCCUUCGCUUGACCCAGUAGACAUGAAAGUUGAGGAAUUAUUAGGGGAGAAGAAUGCAACUGUGAUGGGUGUGAUUCAGAAUGAUCUCGGCUUUCAUACGUUGAGGAAGCUGCAGACUCAGCAACGGCAGGAAGACACUGAAGAGUUGGGAGAAGAACCACCCCAGCAACAGGUAGAGGAUGAUAGUGAACUCCCUCAGCUUCAUUGGCAAAGUGUCCAAGUCCAGCCCCAACCACAACAAUCUUUGCACAAGGCCCAGCACUUAGAACUCUUGGAGGAUGGGUCCUUUAUAGAAUGCACCAUAACUGAACCUGAAACCUCUAAGGCACAACCAAGCAUAUCAACACCAAAACUAAGAAAGUGUUCAAGUGUCAGUGAUAAGUAUGAACAAUACAAAGCUGAAAAAACACAAAUUGAAACUUGAAAAGGAAAAGGAAAAAAUUGAAAAAAAGGAAAGUAAAAUUGUUAGCAUUGAAGGGAAACAUUGAACUUAAACAGAAGUUAAUGAUGGCUGAAAUUGAAUAUUACCAGUCUUUAACAGCAAAAAAUAUGAAAAAUUAAUAAGUCAAUUGUAUAGGCUUCAUUUUUGGUACUGUAGAAAUUUAUGCUGAGGAAAUAAAAAUAUAUUAUUUUAUUUAUUAAGAUUUUACAGUAUAUUGCAGUAUUAUUAACAAGAUUGAAUCUCAUGAAGAUUGUCCACCCCAGAGUACCCAACUGAAAAUUGUCCACCUCAGCUGCUCUUGGCAUCCAACACCAAAGUUUAGGUUAGGUUAGGUUAGGGAAUGGUCGGGUCAGCUGAACAUUGUCCACCCCCAGUCUCGCUCUCAUGAAGAUUGUCCACCCUAACAUGCUUGGGGUGGACAAUUUUCA
Scylla paramamosain (green mud crab) is the source of this 1868-nucleotide messenger RNA. RefSeq lists its product as uncharacterized. The transcript has 2 exons. The record is from RefSeq and is a predicted model, not a curated record. The coding region runs from base 1021 to 1422 and encodes 133 amino acids. Lineage: Eukaryota; Metazoa; Arthropoda; Malacostraca; Decapoda; Portunidae.